UUGACAACAACAAUUUCAUAAAAACUAAUGCAUGAGUAUGAUCAAGGGCGUAUACAGAGAAGAGGGCAUGCAACUCGCCCCAUUCUCAGAAUCAUCCGACUUCGUAUUGAGCUAUUUUUAGAACUGCCCACAAAAACGCCCACGCGUAACCUUUGACCGCACAAGGUAAAUCAAAGUAUUUUUUAUAUCUGUGCCAGCUAGCUAGCUCGAUUGCAGCAUAGUAAAACUAGUUCUCAGCAGCAGUAUGGCUUGUACUAGCAGUGUCAAAGGCAAAGGCAAACCAUCCAACAGUUGCAACUCCAAGAAGAUGAAACCUAGGUACAAUAAUCUGUCUUCCUGAGUCUUUGGUACUUCUUAACAAUGCGCCCAGCACUCAACUUCAUGCUCGAAGGGGUUGUCUUGGACCUGGCUGGACUAGGACUGGUCAUGACACUUCUCUAAAAUAAUACUGCACUGUUAGCUAGCUAGCUAGCUAGGCAGCUCUGAUGUACACGCCCAUAAUUAUAACUCCGUAAACAACACCGCCCACUUGUUCACGUCCGUAUACUGGAUUCUAUUUUUAGCAUAUCCGGUCUCUGAUACGAAGUCGGAUUAGUACGUAGGAUACAUAGUGAGUUGCAUGCCCUCUUCUCUGUAUACACCCUUGGUAUGAUUAAAGCAUGACAAGAGAAUGAACAUGAAGAAGUGGACUCUUGACUCUAUUCGUUGCUUGUCACUUGUGUCGAUGUCAGAUGUAGCAGAAACUUCCCAAAGGAUGGUAGGUCAUACUCCUACAGAGCAGCUAUCAGGUACUUUGUUUCAGAAAACCAAGGCAAGGUAACCUGCAUGUGUGACAACUUUUUUGGACUUUGUGUUUUCUUUUCUCUGCAUAUAGGACUACUUGUUCCCUGCAUAUACAUCUUCAAGGGCAAACAGAUCCAUACAGAGAAAGUUAUAUGUCUGAUCUUGGUCCAGCAAGGAGUAUAGUCGUACUAGCUACUACCUAAAACUUCCUUUCUUCACUAGUCAACAUGUGGCAUUUAGCUACUGCGCAUGCUCAAACUCUUCAUUCUGGGUGGGCUUAUAAUCGAGUGAAAAUACCCUUGUGCAAGAACUUCGAAGCAAAAGAGGGGAUGGGCGUUUAUUCAAGAUGGGCUUAUUUUCGCGAGGGUACGUCGGGAGAGACCCCUCUCUGGUCAGCCAGUUUCGAAGGUCACCUGAAGUGUGUGGAGCUCCUAAUCGAUGCUGGAGCCAAUGUUGAUAUGCAAGAAGAGGAUGGAACCACUGCGCUGUUUGUAGCUGCUCAGAAUGGUCACUUGAGGGUAGUUGAAGUGUUGAUUGCGGCUAAAGCUCAGGUGGACAUUCAACAGAAGGACAACGUGACAGCUCUCUACAUGGCCUGUAGGAAUGGACAUGAUGAGGUGGUGAGGGUCCUCUUAGCAGCCAAGGCUACAGUCAACAUGCAGAGCAAGUCGGGAGAGACCCCUCUCUGGUCAGCCAGUUUCGAAGGUCACCUGAAGUGUGUGGAGCUCCUAAUCGAUGCUGGAGCCAAUGUUGAUAUGCAGAAAGAGGAUGGAACCACUGCGCUGUUUGUAGCUGCUCAGAAUGGUCACUUGAGGGUAGUUGAAGUGUUGAUUGCGGCUAAGGCUCAGGUUGAUAUUCAACAGAAGUCUGGUCAGUCCCCUCUCUGGUCAGCCAGUUUCAAUGGUCACCUGAAGUGUGUGGAGCUCCUAAUCGAUGCUGGAGCCAAUGUUGAUAUGCAAGAAGAGGAUGGAACCACUGCGCUGUUUGUAGCUGCUCAGAAUGGUCACUUGAGGGUAGUUGAAGUGUUGAUUGCGGCUAAAGCUCAGGUGGACAUUCAAUGGAAGGACAACGUGACAGCUCUCUACAUGGCCUGUAGGAAUGGACAUGAUGAGGUGGUGAGGGUCCUCUUAGCAGCCAAGGCUACAGUCAACAUGCAGAGCAAGUCGGGAGAGACCCCUCUCUGGUCAGCCAGUUUCGAAGGUCACCUGAAGUGUGUGGAGCUCCUAAUCGAUGCUGGAGCCAAUGUUGAUAUGCAGAAAGAGGAUGGAACCACUGCGCUGUUUGUAGCUGCUCAGAAUGGUCACUUGAGGGUAGUUGAAGUGUUGAUUGCGGCUAAGGCUCAGGUUGAUAUUCAACAGAAGUCUGGUCAGUCCCCUCUCUGGUCAGCCAGUUUCGAUGGUCACCUGAAGUGUGUGGAGCUCCUAAUCGAUGCUGGAGCCAAUGUUGAUAUGCAAGAAGAGGAUGGAACCACUGCGCUGUUUGUAGCUGCUCAGAAUGGUCACUUGAGGGUAGUUGAAGUGUUGAUUGCGGCUAAGGCUCAGGUUGAUAUUCAACAGAAGAACAACAUGACAGCUCUCCACAUAGCCUGUUGGAAUGGACAUGAUGAGGUGGUGACGGUCCUCUUAGCAGCCAAGGCUACAGUCAACUCGCAGACCAAGUUGGGAGAGUCCCCUCUCUUGGCGGCCAGUUUCAAAGGUCACCUGAAGUGUGUGGAGCUCCUAAUCGAUGCUGGAGCCAAUGUUGAUAUGCAAGAAGAGGAUGGAACCACAGCGCUGUUUGUAGCUGCUCAGAAUGGUCACUUGAGGGUAGUUGAAGUGUUGAUUGCGGCUAAAGCUCAGGUUGACAUUCAACAGAAGGAUGGGUCGACAGCAUUGCACCUAGCCUGUGACGAAGGUCACUGUGAAGUUGUGGAGUGCUUGGUGAAGAAAGGCCACUGUCACAUCAAUGCAAGAGACGGUAUUGGCCUGACUCCCCUCCACAGUGCUUGCUACAAUGGGCACAAAGAAGUGGUGGAAUACUUAGUGGAGACAGCCAACUGUGACACCAGUGCAACUGAUGCUGGAGGUUCUACUCCACUUGACUAUGCAAUACAAAAGGGUCACACUGAAACCAUCGAAUAUCUUCAGUCUCUUGGGGCACCAUCCGCUGCUCCAAUUCAGAGCACUGUCUACCAGAGUCCUCCAGUCGAACAGCAGCCUCAAGGGUUGUUAAACAAACUACAAACACCCGCUAUUCAACUGUCAGAGCGUGCACCUCUAACACAAGAUGAGAUCGAUGCUCUACAGAAGCUUAUCGAGGGAACAGAAGUGAACAUUGAUACCUUCAUUGCUACUGGUCAAGGCAUCACUCUUGAAGAAGCUCACCAAUUGCUUGCUCAGAAAGGAUACAUUGAGGACGCAAGGAAUCUCAAGACAAGGCUUAAAGAAAUUGCCGAAGAGCAGCAGCGAUAUCUCGAGAUACUCAAGGAUUUGAUGACAGCUUCAGACGCCAUCAACCUUCGAUAUUUGAAACUUUUUCUUGUUGGCCCACCAUUUGUGGGAAAGACGACCACUCUAAACCGUCUUCUAAAAAUAUUUGAAAAUAUUCAUUCAGCAGGAGACAAGGUAAAGCUUCAAAGUACGCUACUCGCUAACUGCAUUCAAGCAUUUGCUUUUGUUGGUGACGACACAGCUGAAUGGCUAUCUUCCAGUGACCUCGACAAUGAAACAAAACUUUUGUUCAACUAUUUUUGUGGAAAUAAACUGACGUCUGGGGAACCGCUGGACACACCACUCAGAGAACAACUAAGUGAAGAACACACCACUCCACCCGAACCUGCCAGAACACAGUCACAUGUUCAACAAAAUGAACCCCACACGCACAAUUCUGUAGAAAAUAUUAUUUCACAAGUUGAUAAACUCCAGACUUCAGAUGGAAAAAAAGAAGCUUGCAAAAACCAGAGAAUUAAUGAUGUUGUAAAUCGAUUCCAAAAGUUGAUCAAGAGUGGUGGGUAUUCCAGCCACCUUUUCAGUUCUUUAGGCACAUUUUUGAACAUUAAUGAUAUAGGAGGUCAGCCAGGGUUUUUAGAAAUGCUCCCAGCUCUGAGCACUGGUCCGGCCAUGUAUCUUGUCUUCUUAGACUUGAGCAAAGAGCUGAACAAGCCGUACAAAAUCCCUUUUAGUCGCGAUGACACAAUCAUCACUCCCUAUGAUGCUAUACACACAGUCAAAGACACAGUGUCUCAAAUUCUUUCUUCUAUCAGUAGCAUACAUAGUAACCCUCAAGUGACUUCGUCAUUCAAGACCGAUAAAGUUGAUGGAUUUAGUGAGAAGCUAAAAUUAUUCCUAAAAGUUAGUCCAUUGGCUGCGUUGAUAGGCACUCACAAAGAUAAGCUGAAUGAUCCAGAGAAGGAAAUCAAGAAAACAAGCGAGCAUUUAAAUGACAUUGUAAAAAAGUUUGAGGAAAUAAUUAUUUGUCCUGAAGCUACUGGUUCAAGCAAUUCACUGUUUACCGUAGACAACUACAAUGGAACUGAGCACUCGGACAUAGCCCCUCUUCGUAAAUUGUUAAGUGAAAUCUUUCACAAACGCUUCAAAAAUGCUUCAUUACCAAUUAGACCAAAAUGGCUUUUAUUUGGACUCAUUCUCCGAAGGGAAUACAAGAUUGCCAGUAUUGAAGAUUGUCUGGAGUUAGGAAAGAAGCUUGAAAUGGAUGAAAAUGAAACGAAAUUUUGUCUACGGUAUCUUCACGACUGCAUUGGCACUGUCAUGCAUUACACAAGCGUUUCAAAUGAUAAGGAAAAGUGGCUCAAGAAUCGUGUGAUCUGCUCACCUCAAGUAAUCUUCGAUAGCAUCAGUCAGCUGAUUGUUCCUUCUUUGCGUGUACUUCAUUCUGGAAGUACUUUCACUGAGUAUGAGCGAAAAGAGUUGAUUAGAAUGGGGCAAUACUCAGCUGAAGCCAUCGAAAUGUAUUGCAAAACUGCACAAGUUAGCAAAAAGUUGGGAAACAACGAACUUAUUCCAGCCAAGGUUCUUAUUACACUUCUCCAACAUCUAAACCUUCUCUCUGAAAUUGUUCACAUAGAUGUUAAUGAUCCAAGCAAUUCUCGAAGCACCUAUUUAAUGCCAGCUAUCUUAGAGUGUGCUUCUCAAGACGAGCUGACCAACCCACCUCCACCAGACGCCAACAACCCAGAGCCAUUGCUCAUCACAUUCAGCUGUGGCUACGUUCCAACAGGAGCUUUUUGUGGUCUGAUCACUCGACUAGUUUCUCGAGGCCCUCAUGGAAUCCUUGGUUUGACAUGGGAGUUAGUAGAAGAUGGUGUCAAGCGAAAUUAUGUAUCUUUUCUCGUCGCCAAAUCAAAUAGGCUAACUCUACUAGCACAUGAUCAAUGCUACGAAAUUCGAGUUGUCCGCCAUCCUGGUCGCAUGUCUCUCCAUGACCUUUGUACCUAUGUUCUCUCAGUAAUGCUCUACACGCUCAAAAGCCUUUACCCACAUUUGGUUCCUCAAAUUGCCUUCCAAUGUCCUUGCCCUGGUCACAAGUCAAGCCGAGAUAAUUUGUGUGUUCUCACGAAAGAGAUCUGGGUACAAUUUCUUUGUGAUAGUAAGCCGACUAUUCCAACGAAAUACCAACAAGUUUGGUUGGGUAAGAUCGCUUCUAUUGGUCAGAGUGCUAGCUUAGGAGUUCUUCAGUUCAUGAAGGAACAGUCUCUGGAGAAAUUCUCUUUCAAUUGGAGCAAAGUGGGAAGAACACAGCCUCCAAUAACACAUCACUGCAAGACCAACAAUCUGACGUUUCAGAGUGUGAGUGAGGAGGACCUGGACUACUACCAGUGUGAGGUUAAGGAGGCUGGGAAAGUGGUCCUCACUGUCUACAGAGCUCUCUACAAAGAUGCGUUCACUUCAGUAGUGAGUGAAACAUUAAUAAGAGAAUGCUUAGGAGUAGCUGGUCAGAAGAGAGAACUGUCAGAUGGGGAGACGUCCGAUGCAAAACGCACACAGUUAAUAUCUCCUCCAGGAUCAUAUGCUCAACCAGUGGGUACAACUCGUCAACAGCUGAUGGACGAAUAUCAGCUCAGUACUACCCAUAUUAACCGUGAAAUACAACAGGAAGAUGUACCCUUUUUGGCUCUCUAUUUUGACAACGUGGAAUUCUAUGUCGAUGCUAUGAAAUUAACCCCUGGCGAGCAAAGUGAUGUCCAGUUGAAAAGAAUUGAAAGUAACCACCUAGCUAUGAUCAAGUGUUUGAAAAUCUGGAGAGGAAAACAGCGCUCACAAGCGACAUUCAGGGCCCUUCUGGAGAUGUUAGUAUUACUGAAGAAAGAGAAGAUUGCUGACCAAGUCUGUCAGUAUUUAAAAGAUUGCCUCCAUGCACAGGAGCUGUGAGGAGGUGCACGUAAUACAGCACUCCAUGAGAUAUAAAUUAUCAGAACACAACCCUCAGCUCAGCUUUAUCCCUUAUGUGUGGUUAUUGUCGUGUACGUUAUGUUUUAUACAUUGUGUGUUGAACAAGAAGAAAAAGUUGUUGUAAUUAUUUUA
Halichondria panicea is the source of this 6302-nucleotide messenger RNA. RefSeq lists its product as uncharacterized. Bases 1011 to 6149 code for a protein of 1712 amino acids. Gene Ontology annotation, biological process: protein localization to ciliary inversin compartment. Lineage: Eukaryota; Metazoa; Porifera; Demospongiae; Suberitida; Halichondriidae. Gene Ontology annotation, cellular component: ciliary inversin compartment; cytoplasm; nucleus. Gene Ontology annotation, molecular function: protein binding. The record is from RefSeq and is a predicted model, not a curated record. The transcript has 25 exons.